UUCACGAGGUGUAUCCACCGCGUGUGUUUGAACAGAAGAUGAUCUAGCGCCAUCCACACUGCUCCCCCAAGACUGGCUAUAUAGACGGCAGACAGAGUCAUCAUCCUGCCCUCCUUCUCUCCUCCUCCCUCUCUCUUCCAAACCAGGCUCCACCUCUCACUUUCUCUCCCUCUCCCAGCCUCACACUCACACACACAACACACAUGCACACUCUCUCUCCAAGACUCCCUUCUCCUACUCCAGAUGAGCGUGCCUCCUUGUCAGGGUGAGCAGAUUUGGAGCUGAAGGUGUGCUGUUGUUGCCAGAUAACUGCCAUUUGGAAAGGAAGACUGGAGGAAACCCCUCUAACUGAAGAUAUUAUCUGAGUGACUGCCAGUGAGUGUGGAGGAAGCAUUUAAAGAGACACUGCAGCGGGUAUCAUUGAGUUAAAGCAUCUGCCUGGCGUCCCGGCAUCGCCACGAUGAGUGAGAGUCGAAGGGAAGCAUUGGCGGCAGCAGCGCCCGAGCCCUCCACCGCCUCCUCCGCCACAGCUGGCUCCAACACCACCAACAUGGCCGGCCCGGGCACUGGCGAGAAGGACGAGGCCUUUUCCAAGCUGAAGGACAAGUUCAUGAAUGAGCUGAACAAAAUCCCAUUGCCAUCAUGGGCCAUUGUCUCUAUUGCCUUUGUGGCUAUCAUCCUGGUGUUGGCAUGCUGCUUCUGCAUCUGCAAAAAAUGGAUAUUCAAGAAGAAAAACAAAAAGAAGGGCAAAGACAAGGGCAAAAAUGCCAUCAACAUGAUGGACGUCAAGGAUGGAGCCAAAACCGAGGCCUUGAAGGAUGAUGAGGAGGAUGCGGAGACAGGGCUGACUGAAACGGAGAAAGAGGCCGAGCCCAAGGAGGACCAGAAACUGGGCAAAUUACAAUACUCCCUGGAUUACAAUUUCACAGAGAAUACGCUCAUGGUGGGGAUCAUCCAGGCGGCAGAGCUGCCUGCUAUGGACAUGGGUGGCACAUCUGAUCCAUACGUAAAGGUCUACCUGCUGCCUGACAAGAAGAAAAAGUUUGAGACCAAGGUCCACAGGAAGACCCUUAAUCCUGUCUUCAACGAGCAGUUCACCUUCAAGGUCCCCUAUGUAGAGCUCGGUGGAAAGACACUGGUAAUGACGGUGUACGAUUUUGACCGCUUCUCCAAACAUGAUGCCAUCGGCGACAUCAAGGUGCCGAUGAAUAAGGUGGACUUCAGCCACGUAACAGAGGAGUGGCGGGAUCUACAGAGCGCUGAGAAGGAGGAGCAAGAGAAGCUGGGUGAUAUCUGCUUCUCCCUGCGAUAUGUUCCCACUGCUGGCAAGCUGACCGUUGUCGUCCUCGAGGCCAAAAACCUGAAGAAAAUGGACGUGGGAGGCUUGUCAGAUCCAUAUGUGAAGAUCCACCUUAUGCAAAACGGCAAGAGGCUGAAGAAGAAGAAGACGACAAUCAAGAAGAACACCCUCAACCCUUACUACAACGAGUCCUUUAGUUUUGAAGUCCCAUUUGAACAAAUCCAGAAAGUGCAAGUUGUUAUAACUGUUCUGGACUAUGACAAGAUCGGCAAGAACGAUGCCAUCGGCAAGGUCUUUGUGGGCCUCAACAGCUCGGGGACGGAGCUGCGCCAUUGGUCUGACAUGCUGGCCAACCCCAGGAGACCCAUCGCCCAGUGGCACGUGCUGAAGCCUGAGGAAGAGGUGGAUGCUCAGCUCUCCACCAAGAAAUAGGCAGGGCCCUUUCAGCACCUGCCUUGUAGUACUCUUUAGCCAGUAUGUGUAAAUACCUCAGUGAUAUAUGGGUCCAUCCAUGUAACCCCCCUCUUUACCCCGCCUCUCAGCCUCUUCCAGCUUUACCCCUCCUAAUAUCACAAACAAUCCUAAUUGUUCAAACACCCCACCUUCUGCUUGUUUUCUAUCAGGUUCUACUUUUCUCGCUUUCUUUUUUUUUUGUUCCUCUCUGUUUCAGCAGUUUUUGUUUUCCAUCUCUGUGCCCUUAACCGCCCUGACCAAAUGCCCCCUUCUUUUAAGCAAUAUGAUCUGUAUAGAUAGCGCAUGACUGAAAGAAUUUAUUGUACCACAGUUGUAUAUAUAAGUAUGCAGACAAAAAAGAUUUUUAGUUUGUGUUUGUAUGUUGUUACCCGUUUCCUAAUCUGUGUAUAUCUUGAUGUUUUUAAUAAGAUGUUCUAUUUUAAAUUAUGUAAAUGCAGAUAUAGAGGAAAGCCAAUAUUAUAUAUCCCAGGAUUUAAAAAUUCUACCUUAUUACCUUAUUGCAUUCCAGAAAAAAAGAAGAAUUCCAACCUGCAAGACACUAGUGGAAAUAUAUUCAAAUAUUGUAAAGGACGAUGUCUGGCUUUAAGUUCAGCAAAGGAUCAUCACUGAAAAGACAAAGAGAUGAAUAUAUACACACAAAACUCCAAAAUACAAGGCCAUUAACUACUAUGGUUCUGAGGGAAAAAUUAUGCUGCUGGAAAUUAUACAAGCACAUGAUUUCUUACGACUUUUGUACUUAUUUCUCAAUCAGAGGACCUAUAUGUUUAGCUUGAUGCACACUGUUACCAGAAACAAUAGUCAAUGCAAACCAAUUAGCAUUUAAUUUCUCCAUGUUUGGCAGUUUCUUCUAAGUGAAAUAGGUCCUCGUUUUAAAGGCCAUCAUUCACUUAUACUGGCUUGUUUGCUUUUCCAAAAAUGGAAAAUAUUGCCUCCAAAAAAAGACUAAUUUCUCAACCCUUCAGAAAUCAGAAUCAGAAUCAGAAAUACUUUAUUGAUCCCCGUAGGGAAACUCUUUGUUACAGUAGCUCACCUUUACGUCCUUGCACACAACCAGAAACAUACCCCAUGUGAAAAAAAGCACCAAGCUGUAGCCAUUGUGUCCUUAAGCUCGUUUAACAAAAUUAGUUAACUGCUUACUUUGAACAGCCUUGUCGUUGUUGGAAGUAUAUUGCAUUUAGGCCGGGGUCCAAUCUUUGAGAGGGAGUAAAAAAUUUUAAAAAAAGAGUCGUGACUCUGGUUUUAAGAGGACUAUUUUUUAGAGCAAUUCAGCGUCUUGACUAUUUUUAGUAAACUGCAUGAUUUUUUUUACAAUCUUUACUAAAGGCUGGAAUGGCGGGAGAUCUACUGACACCAGGGGCUGUCUCUUCUGAUACGAUCCCCUUGCCUUCAAUCAGAGGAGCAGAAAGAAAAAACAAGAGUAAUGUUUAAACUUUGGGUCAGUGUAUACGAUUACAUUGACAGAGGCGAAGCAAGUUUCUAAACACUGCCAUUUUCAGAGAGGUGACUUAUGUAGAGACCCUCUCUUCAUGCACACUCCCACUUGCUAGUGGUUGUAGCUUUGGUUUAUUGGGAACAAUGUCUUUGGCUGCAAUGGUGCCCUGAAUCGCAGUCUUUGCUUUGCGUUGCCUUCUCACAGUGACAAUAGAGCUAGCCAUGUUUUACUGCCAAUUUUAACUUUUAUGUGGCUGCUGUUUUGCACUGGUUGUCUCUGAACUGGCUGGUUGACUUCUUUAGAGAGAAAUUUAUGGACAAUAGUUGGCUGGCUUUAUUUCAGGAUACCUGCAGAGGGAGCCAGAAAUCCGCCUGCUUGAUCAGCUUAAUUAAAAGAAAGAAAGCAAUGAUGACAAAUCACGUUUCAGCCAACAGCAUUAACAUCAGUUUUGUUUUCUUGUUGGCACAGGACUACACCAAGAGAACGCGAAAUAACCGUAAAGUUAAUGGUCUGUGCAGGCUAUUAGUCCAUCAUGUCCUUUACUACGGGUCCAAUUAGCAAAGAAAUAAGUUUUAAUCCAUGAAAACCAUAAAGUCUCUUAUCUUGGAGGAACCUCUUGCAUAUACUCGAUGCUAGCUUCAGGAGGACUUUCUAAAUGUUUUCAAUGUUAUUGUGUAGUUGAUAGCACUAUUAUGAAAAAGCUACUUGUCAUUCCAUAUGAGUCUCUGAGGACUGCUUUGUGUAUCACUGUGACUGCCGUGUAUGCUUAGAGAUGUAGACUUAUCAGUAGGUAGCGAAACCAGUUUGUUCUGUAGUGAUGUCGUAGCGUUUAAUGCCAUUUUCCCUUCUACACGCAGAGAAAGAGAGAGCACGUGGUGUCACCCGACUGCACGUGGCAAAAAAAGGCAGAAAGACACUUUAAUCUGAGCGCGAGCGGGUCGCUUCACACAGCAUUUUGUUGAGCACUGUGCAAUACUUGUAUGUUCAUCCCAUAGUGUUAAUGUGGGUGGCAUUGCCCGAGAAAAAAGAUUAUAACGCUAGAGGAUGAUUCUAGUCCAGAGAGAUGUUUCUCCUUUCCAUUGAAAUGGUUAGGACACAGCACACGUCGAUUCAGCUUGUAGGUUGAAGCUUGACACCUGUCGACCUCUGUUUAGGGUUCCCUCCCUUUUCGCAGGUUUGUUUUCUCUUCUUGCACACAGUUCCAGCAUCAGAAGUUUCAGGGAGUAUUAUUUAAAUACUAAACCAGGCUCUACAUUUAAAUAUCCCCUUAAAAUGCCAUGUAUAUAUUUACAUAAUCGUGUCAAAAAUGUAUAUCUAGAAUAAAUAUAAAAUGACAUGAAUAUGAUUAUUAAGCUGCAAAUAUAAUUUUAUCUAUCUAUCAUCCAUAUACUAUAUCUCAUCAACACAUUUUCAUUAUGGAUUUUUUAUUAUUUAACUGCCCUGUUGAUUCAAAAACCCCUUUUUAUAUUUGAGAUGAAAACUCUGAAUGUACAGUAUGGACUGUGUUGGUGUAGAUUACUUUAACCGUGAGAUUAGAUGUACUUUGCACUUUUUGUUGUAAAAAAAAUAAUUUUAUUUAUAUUUAUAUUUUGUUUAUAUCAACUAUUAUGAAUUUAUUUCAUAACCCUUUGGGGUAAAAUCUCCCUGUCUGAUAGCAUUCCAAAAUCAUUGAAUAUACUUAAAUACAGCUGCAUUCCCUAUCCCUCUUCUGAGGGAUUCUUUUAAUUUGACAUGUUUACAUAGGUAGAUUUAUGAAUUCCAGUACAGCUUCAGAUUUAAAUGAAUAAAAUGGAUCAAAGUCACUAUCAGUAAAGGUAAAGGCUCUGUAAAAGUGGCCUGAGCAAUUCAAUAUUAAUGCAUAAAGGUUGUACUAACGGAAUAAUCCGAUCAAAGCUGAAAGAAAAUCAAAGAGAAUUAUUUCAGAAAUAACACAAAUGUGUAUAAACAUAUCAGGGAAUUCAGUAAUGGGCAGCAUUGCAGAACCUGUUGGAUUGCGAGGUGUGUGGAGACACCACAAAGCAAAAGCCAUUUCCUGCAACGCAAUGCUACUCUUAUUGCGAUUUCCUACCAAAGUAUGCGUUCGUAAUCAAACCCUAAAGUCUCCUCUUGUAAAAAAAAAUACCUUAUCAAGAUCUCUGUGUGACAAGGAACUCAAGAUUCUCUCCAGUGACACUGACGAAAAGCCACACUGACCUUUCAAAAACAAAGCUGUGUAAAGUAUUAGAAUCUGAUGCUGUAGAAAGAUCCUAGUUGCCUUUGUGUAUAUCAACUGCCUGCUUGAGUAUUUUGUGUGUGGAAAUUUUCUCUGUAAUCUUGUAGAACUGUUUGGGGUGUUUUUCCUGCCAUAUCGCUCGCGGUGAUGGCGAGCCGCUGACAGUUAUAUUUGCUGUGUAUACCUUCAUUUUUGACGAGGUGUUUUACAGUUUUGUUUCACUUUGUGUAGUGAUUCACUCUGUGGAGUUUUCUGACUGUUGUUAUAUAACUUCAUAUACACAAAUGAUCAAUAAAAAUGUUUUAUUUCCUGUUGAUACAGAAGCUUA
This is a messenger RNA of Siniperca chuatsi (mandarin fish), 5746 nucleotides long. RefSeq names its product synaptotagmin Ia (gene syt1a). Gene Ontology annotation, molecular function: calcium ion binding; calcium-dependent phospholipid binding; phosphatidylserine binding. Gene Ontology annotation, cellular component: synaptic vesicle membrane; axon; dense core granule. The record is from RefSeq and is a predicted model, not a curated record. Gene Ontology annotation, biological process: cellular response to calcium ion; regulation of calcium ion-dependent exocytosis; calcium ion-regulated exocytosis of neurotransmitter. The coding region runs from base 461 to 1732 and encodes 423 amino acids. NCBI's taxonomy places the organism in Eukaryota, Metazoa, Chordata, Actinopteri, Centrarchiformes, Sinipercidae. The transcript has 11 exons.